Messenger RNA from Diabrotica virgifera virgifera (western corn rootworm), 9791 nucleotides. RefSeq names its product centromere-associated protein E. The record is from RefSeq and is a predicted model, not a curated record. The transcript is spliced from 17 exons. Lineage: Eukaryota; Metazoa; Arthropoda; Insecta; Coleoptera; Chrysomelidae. The coding region runs from base 322 to 9675 and encodes 3117 amino acids.
AAAGUUGUGUUGCAUUGGUUUAUACUGUUUUUAAGCAUUGUUGAUUACCGGGAGACUUAAAAUCGGUGAAUUUACAGUGAGUUUCAUUGAAUUUUCGCGAGUAUUUAGUUCAUGUGCCCCAUACAGCUAAAUGCAAUAAUUAUAAUUGUGAAAAGUGGGUGUUAGAUGUAUUUAUUUAUUAAUAUAUGCAGUAAAGAACAUUUUGCAUGCGGCGAAAAUGCAACUGCUAAGUGAAAUUGUAGAAACAAUCGUGGACUCAAAGGUGCAUCUGUUGCAAAUACCAGGAAUCCAAAAGUCUUCUUCAAGAACCUGGUGUGCCGUAUGUUGAAGAAUAUGUUUAAGGAACCAGCUAGAAUCCGUCCGGUGAAAAAUACACCAACUAAGAAGGUUCCUGAUAAAUCAUCCCGUACUACAACUACAGAAAAAUCAGCCUCCCAGCCGAGCGGCAGCUCCAUUUUCGAUUCGCUCAAACGAGUCCAUGGAGCACUUUCCCCUUCUUCAAAACAUCGCUCGACCCAAAAACAAGAUGUGAAAAAAUCCAAAACCAGCACUGAAAUCAAAACUGUAGAUAAGGAUAGAGAUAAGGACAAAAUCAAAGAUAGAGAUAAAAUCAAAAGCAAAGAGAAAGAGAAAGAUACCGGGGAAGGAAAAAGGACCUGGUUCAGGAGUCCGUCAAAAUCUAAUCUUCGGAAGGAACCCAUAAAGUCGUCCACGUCGUCGUUGAACGUCGGUGCGGGAGCUCAGAAAGUGACGUCUUCUGGUGUCGAUCCGAAGAAGAAACGGCCUGCCACUGGUGUUUUUUCUGAUGCUAAUGUGACGUUUAGAAAAGGACAAAAUACGAAAAUAGAUGGUCAGACCAUAGGCGACAAUCUGUCCAGGGCUUCUUCAGUGACCAAUCUAGAUGCGGAGCCAAAGGUUGCGAAAGGUGCCAAGCCGAGGAAGAGUUCGUCGAGAGAUCGAAUAGACAAGAUUGGAGAAAGCAGGAAAAAUGAUAAGAAAGGAAUUACCCGUAACAACAACCAACUAGAUUCUGGCGAGAAUCCUUACCAUUCAGUGGAUUCCCUUUCAGAAGAGGAGUUGUUACAUCUGAGAAAACAGCUGCAAGAGAUGGCUCAGGAGAAGACCAAUUUGGCUCUUCAAUUGGGCGAGCAGAAGGGCCAGCUGAAUAUUUUACAAAAGGAAAUACAGAAGUUAAAGUCUUUUAAGGAGGAGUCUAAUAUUCAACUGGAACAUUUGACAGAAGAGAACACAGCUCUUAGGAACAGGUUAAGAGAUGUCGCUCAUUCUCCGUUGUCUGAUAACGAAAAGCAACAGCUAUUAUUCGAUUCCCACAGGCACCAUAGUUCUGCUCCAGCUUCUAUAGCAACGAACAUAAUCGAUGAUAACAAUGGUGCCGACACGACUUGUACCACUCCCGAUUGGGACAAGCAUUCUUCAAGCAACGUCAGCGAAGUUUCUGUUGCGUGCCUUCAGGACAAAAUAAAUCAAAUGCAAGAAACACAUUACAGUACGAACGAAGAACUUCAAGCGACACUUCAAGAGCUAACAGAUCUUCAACGGCAGCUCACAGAACUGCAACAAGAGAACGAACGUCUUAACGAAGAAAAGACACUUAUGUUUGACAGUCUAUGUCGUCAAACAGAAAGAUUAAACGAUUCGCGGUCAGAGGUUGAAUCUCUGAAACAACUUUUAUAUCAAGAAAAAGACGAUACUGGACAAUUUGAAACAGCAGUAGAACGGGAGCAAAAGUUGGUGGAUCUGCUAAAGUCAGCCCAAGAGGAGAGAGAGGGGUUGCUGGUAAAAUUAGAGCAAUUAAAUAAUGAACUCCAAGAAGCUAGAUCGGGUAUUAUAGACAAAGACGAACAAAUCGGCCAACUACGAGAUAGGGUAAGAACUUUAGAGUGCACCUUGGACGCUAAGCAUGCCGAGCACAAACUGUUGGAUCAGGAACUGGCUCAAGCUAAGGAUCAAUGUAGCGGGAAGCAAAUCGAAAUUAAUAGACUGACUGAUUUACUCGAUAACGCGAGAACAAAGAUCAAUGAAUUGGAACAAGACAGAGCCCUCAGUGAUAAAUCGGAACUGGACGAACUACUUGAUAAUGCCAGAAAGGAAAAAGAUACCUUAGAGUCUGAAGUUGCUCAUUUAAAGGAGCAACUAGCUAUAAGCAAGAACGAAAUAGAGAAAUUAAGAGAGCAAGUGUCGAUUUUGCAAGAAGAGUGCAAGGUCACUCGAAAUAACGCAAAAACCACACAGUCUGAUUUGGAGUACAAAUGCGAGAAGUUGGUGAAGGAGAAGAAUGGGUUAAAUGAGCAACUACAAGAAUUUCAAGAGGCUUUGAACGAAGUGCAGGUUCAAAGCCAGUGCCAGCUUGAGGAUAAGAGGCAACUUUCAGCUGUAUUGUCUGAGACUCAGAGAAAUCUCAGCGAAGCGGAGAGGAAGAAUAUUAUAUUGGAAAGCGAAGUGGACGAACUGAAAAAACAAAGAGCUGAAGAGAAUGAAGAGUGGGAGAAAUUCCAAGAUGACCUUCUGACUUCAGUUAGAGUUGCCAAUGAUUUCAAAACUGAAGCCCAACAGGAGUUGCAGCGCAUGAUCCUGGAAAAUAAACAAUACAGAGACAGAGAAAGACAACUUAAAGCUGAAAUAGACAAACUAAAGGGUGGAACGUUAGAUUCGACCGACAAAGAGAACUUAGAAAUGGACCUGCUUGUAAAGCGGCCUAAUAGGCGCGGUCGAGAACGGCCCAGGCAGAAUUCUGGAAAUGCUUCUUCCAGUUCAAAGUCAGAUAAAACAACGCCUCCACCGUCCCAAGCUAAUACUGUUAGAAGAAGAGAAAACAGAUCGUUGAAGGCGAAGCGAUUAAAGACUCUAUCGGUGGAAGAAGAAAUGUUGCUGAAAUCACUCAACAGUUACCAUGCCGAUAUAGACAAAACCAUACCAGAUGAGUUUCUCACAGAGGAACAGAAAGUCAUCAGAAAACUAAAAAUAAUAUACGAAGAUGACUACUUAAAAGUUAAACCGGUGGCUCCGAAGCCAAAGAACCAGCUAGCGAUCAGUAAACCACUACUUGAUUCAGUUCUGACUAAUCCCAAACUAAUGGCAAUCUUGAAAAAUCCAAAAGUAAAGACCAUAGAAGACAUGGCGUCGUUUGAGAAGGAAGCCCCAGAAAUCAGAAAUAUUAUCAGAGACAUAGAUAGAGCCGCGAGAGGAAAGAGCGAAGAGUUUACCAGAUCAGAAAAAAGAAUUUCUCUUGUUGGUAGGAGUAUGAGUAUGGAUCAAGUACAUGAGAUGGAAAACCUUAACAAAAACUUAAGAUUGUAUAGGACAGUGGAAACUGAAGAUCUAACAGAAGAAAAUAGUCCUACUAUUGAACACCGAGUAUCAAGCUUAGUACCGAGCGAUUCAGUUUCAAACUUCAACAAAAGAUACUCAGAUUUUUCUCUUGUAGUCAAAGAGACCAUACCAGAAAACAUCUUCAAUCAAAACGUGAAGUACUCCACUUUAGAAAGAAUUGUCAAGACGAUUCCUAAAAAUGUACCAGAAAGUAAAUUGAGCCACGAACAAAGAUUUGCUGUAAAAUUAUUGGCUGCGUUAGAAGAAAGAAAGAACACUCUGAAAAAGAACGAUAAAGCAAAGAGUCUACCUAUCAGUAAACCAACAGAAGAAUCCGUGCUUAGGAACCCUAAGUUGAAGGAGAUUAUUUAUGAUCCAGAUAUAAAGGAAGUGAGAAGAAAGUCAGAAAGUUAUGCUUUUACUCCAAUAGUAGAAGAGACUCUACGUCCAUAUAAAAGCUAUGACAAUAUUAUGUUUACAUUUGACGAAAAACGACGAAGAGUGAACAUGUAUAAUACUCCCAGCGAAACAUCGUCUGAUACGUUUUCUAGUGCUGAAUUCAAUGUUGAUGCCAGUGAAGUAGGGCCGUACGAAUCCUUUUCUGGACCUUGGCGACCACCUCCCCCUACACCAAAACCUCCAAGAAAUGUAGAAUUUAUCACUUUCUCUAAGCAAUCAUCUGUAGAGCAGAAAGAAACUGCUAGUCCUCGUCCAAACAGUGUUGAAGUGCUUGUUACUAUACAUAAAGUAUCUUCAGAUAAUGAAAUGAAUAAACCUGGUGCUACAAAAAUGACUGAAGUGGAGAUGGACAAACGUAAAACCAAGGAAAGAUCACCAGACUUGGAUUCAUUGGUAUAUAAUGACACCAUCAAAAAGAAUCCAAAAGAAAUCAAAAAAGAUGUAAAGUAUGUAGUGAAAGUAUCUUCAGACAAAGAAAUAAAUAAACCUGAUUUUACAAAGAUGGCUGAGUUGGAGGUAAACAAACGUAAGACCAAGGAAAGAUCACCAGACUUGGAUUCGUUAGUAUAUAAUGACACUAUCAAAAAGAAACCAAAAGAUAUCAAGGCAGAAGAGCUAAAAGUCGAUCUGCUUCAAGAUAAAAUUAAGAAAUUAACCAAUCGCGAAAAAUUAGAACAAACUAGCAAGAAAAAUAUGUUAGAAGCGGAAACUUCUACAGAUAAUUAUCAUGAAAUAGAUAAUAAUGUCAUUUACCCCCCACCUCUGCAUUUUGCUACAGUUGAAACUGUCGAUAUUGCUCCGAUUGAGAGUUAUAAUUCGCUAGAGUAUAAUGAUACCUUUAAAAGACCUAUCCAAAGAGGAAAAUCAUUUAGCGAAAAUGAAACUGAUCAAACAGCUGCAGUAACCGAUACAGAUGAAACAAUAAAGAACAUAACUGAAAAAUUCAAUACGAUCCAUAAAUUGAUUCAAGAAGAUAAACGUUUCAUGGAUAAAUCGAUAGAGAAAGAGCUAGGUAAAGACGACAUUGGCAACAUGGAAGAAAGUGUAGUGUUGAGAGACAAAUCUGAUGUGCAUAAAAAUACUGUAGAAUAUGUAACUGGACCGGAAGUUUCUAAUAGCACAGAAAUAGAACAAAUAUCUGACGACAUAUUAGAUGGAAGACCACCACAAUCCCCUUACGAUUAUCGUGACAUACUCAAAGAAAAUAGGUUCGGGGUUACUUCACCCCUGAACUAUCGGAUGAGCUAUAAAGAUGUUGUGAAAGAAAUUAAGAACAGAUUCUCUGUUAACGAACAGGAGUUUUCAAGUAAUAAAAAGAGCUCUGACGAAGCUGACCAUGGUUCCAGGCCGGUAUCUGAAGAGAUUCAAGUAAGGCGUAGUAAGAGUAGUAUAGACAAAGAAAUGGAGCACAUUUUUGAACACUAUCUGAAAACUAGAGUAUCUCAGAUAAUCAAACAGACGGAAAGUAAACCGCAAUCAGAUCCUGAACUUCAAGUGGAAGCGUCCAUGGUCACUUCAACGCCAAUUGAGAAGUCUGUCGAGGCAGAUUUAGAAGAGCCACAAACGUUGGAAAUAAAACGUAUUUCCCUACUUUCUAGAUCAUACAACUCAUCUGAAAAUAUAGCAAAUAGCGAAACUGAAGAUCAUUGUUCUUCAUCAUAUGGAUUACAAACACCAGAAGCUAACAAAAGCAAUGAAAGUGAAAUUUUUGACUAUUCUAAGCUGUCACCGAAGGAACUCACGUUCUCAGAUGAUUCUUAUUUUGAACUAAAAGAUGGUAGUGCAAAACGUAUCGUAGCAUUCGAAGAUUCAGUACAAACCAAAGAAUCUGUCGAGCGUGCUCAAGAUAGCGACACAAAAAAUAUUGCAAUCGAGGAAAAUGCUGCGCAAGUGGUCGUAGUAAGAGAUAACAAUACAGUACAACCAAUUGAAAUAUCAGAACAGAUUGCUAAAGCAGUUCAUGAUGAAACCAAAGAACCUGUCGAAUAUACACAAGAUAACAGCACAAACAAUAUUGCAAUAGAGGAAAAUGCUGCGCAAAUAGCCAUAGUAACGGAUAACGAUACAGUACAGGCAAUUAAAAUAUCAGAGCAGGUUGCUAAAGCAGUUCAUGAUGAAACCAAAGAACCUGCCGAAUGUAUUCAAGAUAACACCACAAAAGAUAUUGCAAUUGAGGAAAAUGCUGCGCAGAUAGCCAUAGUAACAGAUAACAAUACAGUUCAACCAAUUGAAAUAAUAGAACAGAUUACCAAAGCAGAUGAAAAUGACGGUUUGACUAAUGUAGGAACUGUAGAGGACCAAGAAAAAGUAACAAGUAAUCUAGAAGCUCAAACUGUAAAACAUACGGAACCGGAAAGAAAUAUUAGAGGCUCUUCAAGUAAUGCACUAAAUACAAACGUAUCAACCUCAUCUGUAUCAGAGGACAUAGUUGCUGAAGAUGAUAGUGUUGGGCAGUUUGCUGAAUUAGUGGAAAAUGUUCCAGAUAUUAUUAACAUCAUUCAAGAACAUCCUAGGAGACAGCAUGAUUCAUAUGAAGGUCAAAAAGAAUCUUUUGAUCCGCAAACAUGCGACACUACCCCCACAAACGAAGUUAUUGUAGAUGAUAUAGAUAAAAACAAAGAUAAAGCUUCAUCACCAAUAUACACCAUUACAGAUAUCAAGUAUAUCAAACCUUUGGUGGCUAACUUUAUAUUGAAUGAUGUUCAAACAGCAACUUUAUCUUUAGAAUCAAGUAAUACAAGUAGUGCAGAUAACCAACAUGGAGAAAUACGUGAAGAGAUCGAUAACAAAAUCUCACCCAUUCCAGACUUUAAGAUAACACCAGGAGAAGAUUUACCGCAUCCUCCAGAUCAAUUUGAGCUAACCGAUGAAGAACUCAACAUUAUACGUCGAGCUAAAAAGCAAGCGGUUUCCAGACCAGUAUCGGGGCUCAAUGAUCAAGAUUUGGAGCUGAUUCAGUCCUUGUCACUCACUUACUUAGGUAAUGAAUCAGUACAUACUUAUAAUAACGACGCUGAUAAUGAUCAGGUAACUACAGAAGUAGAUAAAGCUAAACAAAGUCCGGAAAUAGUUGAAGAUGACAACGAAUUAUUAAAGACAACAGAGGAUAAAGUUCAUCCGCUUAUUUCUGAUACCAGUCAUGAUGAUAAUAAAGUAAUAUACACUUUAUCUUCUGGAACUGUGACAGUUGAACCUGUCAUUCCCAAGAAUCUGCCAAAAGAAAGGUCUUCUGUUGAUGCAGAUCCUCAAGAGAACCUGGGUUCCAAAUCAAAUGCCAGCAGUUUAUUUGAAUAUGAUAAAACCAGUGUGCACAAGUCUAAAACAUUACCAAUAUUUAAGCCAGACGCAGCUGAUGACCUUGAAGCUUUCCUUGGUACCAUUAGCACAUCAAGAACCGGGCACGGUCCUAACGACCAGCUACGUAUAAAGCCAGACUCAAGUAAUCAACUCAAGAAGGAUAAAAUCGUUCCAAGAAAAUCAAAGGCUUUACCGACUAGUAAUCCCGAGGCCGCUGAUGAUCUUGAAGCUUUACUAGGUGCGAUCAGUACUUCAAGGGUUGUGAAAGGACAUAAGGAAAAGACACCGCUGAAGCCAGGUUUAAGGACUCGGCAUUUGUCACCAAGUAAGGAAGAUAAACUCAGUCCAAGUAAACCAGAAGCUUUUCCAGUAACUAAGACAAAUGCAGCCGAUGAUCUUGAAGCGUUACUAGGUACUAUUAGCAUUUCAAGGAAUAAAGCACCAAAGAAAACGUUGGAUAAGACUGGUACAAAUAAAGCUUCAUUAGAAAAUAUAGACGAAACUGUAAAAAUGGAUAUUCCUUCGUCCGAUAAAAAGGUUCCCACUCAGGUUGCUGCCACUAAAAUGAUUGAUAGCCUAAAUGAAGUUAACGAUACAGUUAAAGAUAAAACAGAUCUUGGAAAACAUCGAAUAAUUGUUGAUGGCUCUACCGAUAGCGGUACUAAUAGGGUGAAGUUAGAGUUGAUUAAUACUGAGGCUACUAAAAACCCUCUAGAUUUUGACAAGCCUCAAAUAGUUACUGUUCAAGUGGACCAAGAUGUUAAUAUUGAAAAUGCGAAUACAUGUGCUGGGAUCCAGGCAAAUCAAGAAAUGGAUCAAAAUAUACAACCAAUUUCACAAAAGGUGGUACCAGGUGGCGACGGAGAAACAUACAAUGAUGAAGUGAAAUAUUUGUCAGAAACCUCUGGUGUAUUAGAGCCAAAUCAAUUCAAAAAUGUAAUAACUGAAUCGGGUACUAUAAAAAAGAGAACAGAGAGACAUACCAUUUUAUUAAGAAAUCAACAUCUCGACAGAAAAGAAGUGAAAAGUUUAAGUUUGGAAAAAGACGGAGAUAUUUCUAGCAACAAUGUUUCACAAAGAGUAAGAUCGAGGCCAAAAUCAGAUAAUCUAACCGACAAACGCGUCAAAUCAUUCGCACAGCACUUUGAGCGUCUAUCAAAAGAAAGACCAAAGAAAGAACCGAUUUAUGCCAACAUAAACGUUUUAAAAAAUCAACGUUUUAUGAUGUCACGACACGCUGAGUCCAUUGAGAAGAAGCCUUUACCUGUCCCUCGCUCUAGAAAUCAUGGCAGCAAAGAUUUUGACAGUUUGGGUGACAGACGUUCAACUGACAGUCAUGAAGUGAUGAAAAAUAUGUCGGAGCAUAAAAAUUUUAGUGAAACCAAAAAUCCAUUUGUCGAGGAGGAAGUUGCUAGUUCUUUGGCGACUGUUUUAAAAGUCAAAGGUCUUCCCAUUACUACCCAGGUUUCUUCUGAAAGUAGCACACAAGAAAAACAAGAAUCUCAAAGUCAUGUUGUAACAGUUUCUGCGAAAGAUGAAGAUAAUACAGAGCCUGCAGAAGUUACAAAAGUUGAAACGGAGAAUCAGGAGGAGACUACAGAAAAGCCGCAGCUGUUAAGUUCUGUGGAGAAGGCACAGCUGUGGAGUUCUAUGGAGAAGCCUCAGGAUCAACGGGAAGAUAGCGGUGAAGCCUCAUCGUCAUAUUCUGUAAUAGCGGUAACCAGUACACCAGAAAAAUUGGAUCUUAGAAUACCAUCCGAAACUCAAAUGCAUCCGAUCCAUGAAUCAGACGCUUCAACCCUAAACCUCUUCAAUUUGGAAGGUAUAGACUCUGCCAGCAUUGACGGCACCGAUGUUGGUCUUUACAGAUCCACCACACAGGAAAUGAACAAGAAAAUCGGAUACGAUGUAACUUACUUAGGAGAACUAAGCGACACGGAUAGCUAUGAAGAUCCCAAAUUCUUGCUGAAAGGAGAUUCUCAAUCUAAGCCAAAAAUCAUAGAUUUCGUUCCUCUGGAUUACGCAACCAAGAGCAUGUUUCCGAACAGUAGUAAUAUUCCCGAAUAUCAGACUUUGGAACGAGAGAAGGUUUAUCACGUGUUAAAUUCUGCUCCUAAAUCCACAGUUAGCAAAGCAGACAUUAAACAAGUAGAUGAUGUAGACGAUAAACCCAAAAAUACAAACCCCUUCGUAGAACCUGAACCAAAUAAAUCUCCUGAGGGCGCGACUAAAUUAGAAGGUUCUAUUGGUCAAGAAAGAAGUAAAUCUGCAACUGAUCUGAACGCUCUUCCAGCUAAAAGUCAAACUAAAAUUGAUAUCCAAAAACGUAACAUUCCUCUCGGUAGUACAAGCAGAUCAAGAAGUAAAAUUGAUCUCCCGAAAGAAAUCAGAAACAGCACAUUCUCAGCUGCUAAGAAGAUUUUCCAAGAGCUAGAAGCAAAAAAUUCGCCCAAGCAUUCCUCGAAAGACUCUGAAACUAUGAGGUCCAGUGUUAACGUUCCAUAUUUAGAAAAGUCUGAAGUAUCCUCUAGCGUCCAUUCCAGUAAUAAAGAUGAACUAUCACCAGAAGAAAUUAACGAAGAGAUAUAGUAUACAGAUUAUUUUUCACUGUAUGUGUGAAGCUUAUUGAUAUUUUUUGUACAGUUUUGCAUUAAAAUAUAUUUUAUAGUUUAAUAACAAAAUUAUAUUACAGUUCCUUCAAGGAA